GUAGCUGCAGUUCCACUUAACAUUUGUCUCAAAAACGUCUAUAUGUACGUAUCUCUAUUACGAACUUGAUUUAGGUAUCUUUGUAUAUAUAAAAGAGGACAUUUCUUGUCCAAGGAAAAUAAGUUUUUGAUCCUAUUGCGGUCAGUCGUGUCUUGAAGUGGAUCUAGUAUAAAUUAAUUAUAAUGUACAGCAAAAUUUGUAUUUUAUUAUUCAUAUCGUACACUUGUCUCGUGACCGCGGACUCAGUGUCGUUCAUCAAAAAAUGUAAAUGGGACGAUGGUAAAUGUGCUAAGGAAUCAGGUCAAAGUGUAUUACAGAAGUUUGCUGCUGGUAUAUCAGAAUAUAAUGUGGGGGUAUCUGAUCCUCUUCAGAUCGAUUAUGUAGACGCUAGUUCACCAAACAUGAAAUUGAUUGUCACCGAUGUUGUGGUCACCGGACUGAGGAACUGUGAGAUCAAGAAGAUUCAGAGAUUCGAAGAUAACUCAAAGUUGAUCGUCAAACUCCUGUGCUCUGCUGAAUUGAAUGGAAAAUAUGACAUGAAAGGACAACUCUUCGUUAUUCCCAUUGAAGGCAACGGUGGUCUAUAUUCUAAAGUCCCCAAGAUUCUAAUCAACGCAGAAGUUGAUUUAAAUGUCAAGAAAGGCAAAGACGGCAAGGACCAUUGGAUUGUGAAGUCAUGGAGGCACACAUUUGAGCUGAAGGACAAAUCUACUGUCAAAUUCGAGAACUUGUUCCCUGAUAAUGAAUUUUUGAGAACAUCCACCAACGAACUGAUUGCUCAGAACGGUAAUGAUGUGAUCAUCGAAAUUGGAGCUAAUCUCAUCAAAGCUAUAGUCGCUAAAGUUGUGGAGAACAUCAAGAGAUUCUUCCUCGCAGUACCAAUAGAAGACCUUUCGCUUUAAAUGAACACUGAUGCCAAUUAUAGUACACAUGCACUUGACAAAAUUUUAACACACAAACACUAAAAUAAAUUAAAUUGUUUUUAUGACUA
Spodoptera litura is the source of this 991-nucleotide messenger RNA. RefSeq names its product circadian clock-controlled protein daywake. NCBI's taxonomy places the organism in Eukaryota, Metazoa, Arthropoda, Insecta, Lepidoptera, Noctuidae. Gene Ontology annotation, biological process: multicellular organismal reproductive process. The record is from RefSeq and is a predicted model, not a curated record.